Molecule: messenger RNA, 1502 nt
Organism: Physeter macrocephalus (sperm whale)
Lineage: Eukaryota; Metazoa; Chordata; Mammalia; Artiodactyla; Physeteridae
Gene: EFNA2
Product: ephrin A2
Exons: 4
Coding region: 1-645 (214 amino acids)
Biological process (GO): osteoclast differentiation; ephrin receptor signaling pathway; axon guidance
Cellular component (GO): plasma membrane
Molecular function (GO): ephrin receptor binding
Source: RefSeq, a predicted model, not a curated record
AUGGCGCCCGCGCAGCGCCCGCUGCUGCCGCUGCUGCUGCUGCUGCUGCCGCUGCCGCCGCCGCCGCCCUUCGCGCGCGCCGAGGACGCCGCCCGCGCCAACUCGGACCGCUACGCCGUCUACUGGAACCGCAGCAACCCCAGGUUCCACGCGGGCGCGGCGGACGACGGCGGCGGCUACACGGUGGAGGUGAGCAUCAACGACUACCUGGACAUCUACUGCCCGCACUACGGGGCGCCACUGCCGCCGGCCGAGCGGAUGGAGCACUACGUGCUGUACAUGGUCAACGGCGAGGGCCACGCCUCCUGCGACCACCGGCAGCGCGGCUUCAAGCGCUGGGAGUGUAACCGGCCUGCGGCGCCCGGGGGGCCGCUCAAGUUCUCGGAGAAGUUCCAGCUCUUCACGCCCUUCUCGCUGGGCUUCGAGUUCCGCCCGGGCCACGAGUACUACUACAUCUCUGCCACGCCCCCCAAUGCUGUGGACCGACCCUGCCUGCGGCUGAAGGUUUAUGUGCGACCGACCAACGAGACCCUGUAUGAGGCCCCCGAGCCCAUCUUCACCAGCAAUAACUCAUGCAGCGGCCUGCGCAGCUGCCAGCUCUUCCUCAGCACCGUCCCCGUGCUGUGGACCCUCCUGGGCUCCUAGUCCCCAGUGGGACGUUGGCCCCGCCCUGAUGGCCCGCCGCCGAGACCAAAUAGAGACGCCGCUUCUCCCACGACUGGUGCUGCUUCGCCGGGCAGGGGGCCGUCCACCUGCCCCGGGGCUGGAGAGGGGUGAGGGCAGCCGAGGUCCCCCGACCCCGUGCCAGAGGGGCUGGAUGUCUGCUCAGCUCCUGGCCGUGAUGUCUUGUCCGGGAGACCUGCUGAACCCUGGGAUCUCUUGGUGACGUUGGUUUUUGUUUUUGUUUUUUAAGUGUAUUUUUCAUGGUUGCAUCAGAAGGACUUGAGUUUUUAUUUUAAUUUAUUCCUUGCUGUCACCUGUGACUUUGGGAAGGAAGCAGAAUGGACGGGGCAGGGGUCCCUGGCCCCCUUGAGGGGAGGGGGAUUGGGGCACCCCUGGCGUGGUCACACCAUUUGUUGGGUCCUGGGUGGAGGCAACCAUGGAGUGGAGCCCCAGGUGCCACGGGACAGGCUGGCCUGAGGCAGAAGGGGCGGGUGGUGAGUCCCCCCAAUUCUGGUCGGCGGCCCUCAGAACCCUGUCCUGCCAGCUCUACCCUCCUCCCUCCUGGUGAUUGUCUCCUAGAGCAGGAAACCACGGGGUUUCACCAGCAGCCACCACGGAGCCCCGGCCCCCUCGAAAUCAUAGCAUCACAACGUCUUAGAGAUGACGUAGGCCCCACCUGUCCCCCCAGCCUCACACAGUCGCCCCCGAGGCCGAGAAGAUGUUAUAUUUCUGUAAAUAGAGCCACCAAGUAUAUACUGUGAUUUAUUUUUACUGUAUUCCUGAGGAUGGACUGGAAUGUUUCUUUUUCUCUCACCCCUUCAUCGGGGGGGGGGCUUUUA